Molecule: messenger RNA, 121 nt
Organism: Scutellospora calospora
Lineage: Eukaryota; Fungi; Glomeromycota; Glomeromycetes; Diversisporales; Gigasporaceae
Source: the annotation of a GenBank genome assembly
AUGUCUAGUGAUUUAAAUAAAAAAAAAAUAAUUGUAGAAGAAAGAUUAUUAGGUGAAAUUGGUGCUGGUUUUGGAUCUAUUGUCAGUAGAGGUCUUGGUUUAGUUCUUGGAUCUGUAGGUG